Molecule: messenger RNA, 1911 nt
Organism: Eutrema salsugineum
Lineage: Eukaryota; Viridiplantae; Streptophyta; Magnoliopsida; Brassicales; Brassicaceae
Product: serine/threonine-protein kinase PBS1
Exons: 5
Coding region: 269-1633 (454 amino acids)
Biological process (GO): protein phosphorylation
Molecular function (GO): protein kinase activity; ATP binding
Source: RefSeq, a predicted model, not a curated record
UCGUGGACGACAAAAGAAGCUGCUUCAUCUCUCUCUCUCUCUCUCUCCAAACUCCAAUUCGUUUUUUUUCCAGUUCGAAUCUGAACAAAAGUUGGUUCUUUCUCUUGGUACCUGGAAUCUCAAUUCCCCUCCUUUCUUUCUGGGUAUAGCAAAAGUUUCUGGAUUUCUCGUUUUCUUUUUCCAUUCGUUCCUUUCUCAGUAUAGGAUUCAAGGAUUUUUGUAGUUUUUGAUUACUCCUUAAUUCUUCCCUUGAGAAAAUUGAGUGGAGAUGGGCUGUUUCUCGUGUUUUGAUUCGAGUGACGAUGAGACGCUGAAUCCAGUGGAGGAAUCCAAGGGUCAGAAACAAUCCCAACCGACAGUAUCCAAUAACAUAUCUGGACUCCCUUCAGGUGGGGAGAAGCUUAGCUCAAAGAGCAAUGGAGGGUCAAAAAGGGAGUUAUUGCUUCCAAGGGAUGGGCUUGGACAAAUUGCUGCUCAUACAUUUGCUUUCCGUGAGCUCGCUGCUGCAACUAUGAACUUCCAUCCUGACACUUUCUUAGGCGAAGGUGGUUUCGGACGUGUCUACAAAGGAAGGCUUGACAGCACCGGUCAGGUUGUUGCUGUUAAACAAUUGGACAGGAAUGGUCUACAGGGUAACAGAGAAUUUCUGGUAGAGGUUCUUAUGCUCAGCCUUCUUCAUCAUCCCAACUUAGUCAACCUUAUUGGCUACUGUGCUGAUGGAGAUCAACGCCUCUUGGUUUACGAGUUUAUGCCUUUAGGAUCACUGGAAGAUCACCUCCAUGAUCUUCCACCGGAUAAGGAGGCCUUAGACUGGAACAUGAGAAUGAAGAUAGCUGCUGGUGCAGCAAAAGGUUUGGAAUUCCUGCAUGAUAAGGCAAACCCUCCGGUUAUCUAUAGAGAUUUCAAGUCAUCAAACAUUUUACUCGAUGAGGGUUUCCACCCAAAGCUUUCUGAUUUUGGGCUUGCUAAACUCGGACCAACAGGAGACAAAUCUCAUGUCUCCACUAGAGUCAUGGGCACUUAUGGUUAUUGUGCUCCCGAGUACGCAAUGACCGGUCAGUUGACAGUAAAAUCAGAUGUCUACAGUUUUGGUGUGGUUUUUCUCGAGCUCAUUACUGGUAGAAAAGCAAUAGAUAGUGAGAUGCCUCAUGGAGAACAAAACCUGGUGGCCUGGGCUCGGCCAUUGUUCAACGACAGGCGAAAGUUUAUAAAACUGGCGGAUCCUAAGUUAAAGGGUCGGUUUCCAACGCGUGCACUAUACCAAGCAUUAGCUGUGGCUUCAAUGUGCAUCCAAGAGCAGGCGGCUACACGUCCUCUCAUAGCAGAUGUGGUCACUGCACUCUCCUAUCUUGCAAACCAAGCUUAUGAUCCAAACAAAGAUGACAGUAGGAGAAACCGUGAUGAAAGAGGGGGAAGGUUAAUAACAAAGAACGAUGAAGGAGGUGGUUCGGGAAGUAAAUUCGAUCUAGAAGGUUCCGAGAAGGAAGAUUCGCCGAGAGAGACAGCUCGGAUUUUGAACCGAGAUAUCAAUAGGGAGCGUGCAGUUGCAGAGGCUAAGAUGUGGGGAGAGAGUUUGAGGGAGAAACGUAGACAAAGCGAGCAAGGAACCUCAGAGAGUAACAGCACCGGGUAGAGCCGUUUUGGGUCUUAACCCUUUUUUUUGUUCUUAUUUCUCAAACUCUCAUUUAUUCUGAAACAUAGAUAAAAAAAAAAAAAAAAAGAGAGAACAGAAAAGAAAAAAACAUUGGGAUGAAGAGUUGCUGUACAUUAUAUGUGAUGUUGCAAUAUGGGAAAAAAAAAAAGAUGACUCUUUUAAUAACCAAACUCUAAUUGAAGAUACUGGAGAGUUGAUGUUCAUGUAAAUUGUUGUAGACUUUCUAUUUUUGUUUUUUGACAAAGAGAUUUUUGAUG